GUCUGCAAGCCUACUGUCGACGACGCGACGGCCAGUGUGUAGCGGGUUUUUUUUUUAAUUCAAAUUUUUUUAUUAUUGUUAUUAUUAUUAUUAUUAUUAUUAAUAUAACCAUUAUUUUAUCGUCGUCGUUGUUUUAGAUGUUAUUGUAGUAGUUGUUGUUAUUGUCGUUUUUCUAUUAUUAUUAUUAUUAUUAUUAUUAUCAUCAUUAUCGUCAUCGUUAUACUGUUGUAUUAUCAUAAUUCGAUCGGCCGACGACAAACACCUGACCGCUGCUGCAAGUUGUCGUCGUCGCCGUCGUCGUCGUUUUUUCGUAUGAGUUUUUGUUUUUUUAAAUAAUUAUUUUUGUCCGUUCUGCUUAUUCGCGCACGAUUCGCACACGUUAUCGUAACGAAAUCGUAUUCGACGUACGCGACCUGCAUAAUAUCGUUUUACUGCCGUGCCUAUCAUCACCGUCUUCCGCGACCGUUGGACAACAGUGCUCGGAACAUCGUCGACAAAACGGAUUGCAGGCCGACAUGGUGGUGCGGCCGCGGCCCGCAACGGAUUGCGACGGAUGUGUGCGGGCGGUGCGUGCACCGUCGUCGGCGCGGCACUGAGACAAAAGGUCCAACGACGAUUGCCAGACGAAUGGGCGGAAGAAGAUUGACGGCUGACUGUCCGGUGUCCGGUUGAUGGCCGCGGAACGCAAUGCGGGCACCGGAUUCGAAAACAACGGCUGCGGCGGCCCGCGGCUGCCACCAAUCGGUGCGGCGGUGCGGUGGACGGCCGCAGCCGCCGCGGCCGCCGCACAGCCCGACAGUCAGAAGGAGAUCAGGUUCCCGCUCACAAAGCAGCCACCACCGUCCGCGCCGGCGCAGGCGCAGGAGCUGUACCGCCGGUUGCACAGCCGAUCGCUGUCGUCGCUGCCGCCCGAACCGUUCAUGAUAAUGCGGUCGAAGGCCCUCAACCGGAGAGUGUGCAUAAAUGUGGGCGGCGUCAAGCACGAGAUACUUUGGCGGACCCUAGAGCGGUUACCGCACACCAGGUUGGGCCGGUUGAGGGACUGCAACACGCACGAGGCGAUCUCCGAGCUGUGCGACGACUACUCGUUGGCCGACAACGAGUACUUUUUCGACAGGCACCCGAAAUCCUUCAGCUCGGUGUUAAACUUCUACAGGACCGGCAAGUUGCACCUGGUCGACGAGAUGUGCGUGCUGGCGUUCAGCGACGAUCUGGAGUACUGGGGCGUGGACGAGCUGUACUUGGAGUCGUGUUGCCAGCACAAAUACCACCAGCGUAAGGAACACGUGCACGAGGAGAUGCGCAAGGAGGCCGAGUCUCUGCGGCAGCGCGACGAAGAAGAGUUCGGCGAGGGGAAGUGCGCGCACUACCAGAAGAUCCUGUGGGACCUGCUCGAGAAGCCCACCACCAGCAUCGCGGCAAGGGUGAUAGCCGUGAUAUCGAUACUGUUCAUCAUUAUGUCGACGGUGGCGCUGACGUUGAACACGAUACCGUCGCUUCAAGUAGAGACGAAGGGUGUAAUCCAGGACAAUCCGGUUUUCGCCAUGGUGGAGCUAGUAUGUAUCACGUGGUUUACGCUCGAAUACCUGCUCCGGUUCAGCGCGUCGCCCAACAAGUGGAAGUUUUUCAAAGGAGGUCUAAACGUGAUCGAUCUGCUGGCCAUACUUCCGUACUUUGUGUCGCUCAUACUGGUGGCCGAGACGGACAAGACGGACACACACCAGUUCGACGACGUGCGCCGCGUCAUACAGAUAUUCCGCAUCAUGCGCAUACUUCGCAUACUCAAGUUGGCCCGGCACUCCACCGGCCUGCAGAGCCUCGGGUUCACGUUGCGCAACUCGUACAAGGAACUGGGCCUGCUCAUGUUGUUCCUGGCCAUGGGCGUGCUGAUAUUCUCCAGCCUGGCGUACUUCGCCGAGAAGGAGGAGCCCAACACCAAGUUCCUGUCCAUACCCGAGACGUUCUGGUGGGCCGGCAUCACCAUGACCACCGUCGGUUAUGGCGACAUAUAUCCGACCACGGCCCUGGGAAAGGUCAUCGGCGGCGUCUGUUGUAUCUGCGGCGUGCUGGUCAUUGCGCUGCCCAUUCCGAUUAUCGUCAACAAUUUUGCCGAGUUCUAUAAAAACCAAAUGCGACGGGAGAAGGCGCUCAAGCGGCGUGAAGCGUUGGAGCGCGCCAAGCGCGAAGGAAGUAUCGUGUCCUUCCACCACGUCAACCUCCGGGACGCGUUUGCAAAGAGCAUGGAUCUGAUCGACGUGAUCGUCGACAACGAGAGCGACAUCCCGAAGCUGUCCAAGCAAAAUUCGCUAAGAUCACACGUGGGCAGCAAUUAUUCGCAGUACGACGGGACGAGUAGUGGCAGCGAGACGGUCCCGUUGAACCCGGCACCAGCGCGGGGUGCCGCGACCGCCAAGCCGGAACACCAGACACUAUUGGACAUCGACAAUCCAGAACAAAAUGCCAAUUCGUUCGGGAAACCUUUCGAGAGCUCGGGGAAUAUGACCGUGAGUUGUUUUAACGAAAAAUUAGACGAAAAUUUCAAUGAGUUCGAAUGUUGCUCUUGUAGACAAAAGGAGGUUAAAGAAUACUUGGACGCGGAACACCUAACACCGUACCCGACCAGUGAUCUGCGGACGCCGCUCAGCGUGGAGAUGAGAACGCUCAAGGAGGCCGAUGGGUCGUCGUCGGGUGGCGGGCAGUGGCGUUCGCGCAACGAGGUGGGCAGCGUCGACAGCUCGGACACGUACAUCAGCUGCAAGUCGCAACCAUUCCAUUCGCAGGGCGACCUGACAGCCGAUGACCUACACGACACCGUUUUCGAGCAGGUCGGCCACGUCCCGGUCAGUGGCGUCACCGUCGCCGGUAAAGGCAGUGACGGCAGCGGCGGCGGAGUUGGCGUCAACGACUCCAACCUGUAUGUAAACCCCCUGGAGAGUGCCGGUGGUAAAGGUGGCAAGGGGGGCCCGCCCCGAAGCUUGGGCACGUCGCCGAUGGACGAGUGCAAAGAGUUCUCGGGCAGAACUGCGGCAGUCGGCAGUCGCGGAAGUCUCAACGAGACGGCCAAACAGCGAAAGACAAGAUUUUCGCAACAAUCAAACAUAGGAGAAAGUUUAUUUGGCCGAUCGUCUCAAGAAAGUUUGGAUGGUGCACGGAAACGACGACCUUCGUUCGGGUUGUCAUCCAAAACAUUGACUAAUGCUACAAGAAUAAUCAAUCAACAUUUGUUCGGGUUACCACUAAUAUCUAAUAAAACAGGGAAAAGCGGCAAGUCCUCGCCAUCAGUGUCAGCUGAAUCAAUAAACCGUUCUCCGGAACUGCAUCGGAGGUCAAAGUCGAUACUGAAACGGCACCAGAACCAAGGGUCGUCGCAGGUGACUCAAGACUCUUUGUCCGGUAACCACGCGAGGAUAGGUAUCCGACGGACAGCACAUGUGGAUCCAGAAACGGAAAAGCUCAUACCAGACAAUCUAUCGGACUGUUCACCGGGCAAGAGUCCGAUGUCCCCGCAGCAGCAGCAGCAGAAUCAACCACCUCAGCAGCAGCCAUCGCCGCUGCCCCUGCCAUUGCCACUUCCGCAGCCUGCACAUCCGCAACAGCCACGACACAACAACAACCUCCACCACCUUCAACAGCAACAGCAUCAAAACCACCACCGCCACAACAACAACCACCACCACAACAAUAACAACGGCCGGACUACCAAUGGCGGCGGCGGAAGAGCGCCGGUCGAAGUGGCGCUGCUGCAAGAUCUUCUCGAAGACUCGGGCGGACCAAUAUUUAUAUGUCCACCACCGCCGCCCAUGAACGACAACACCGACAAGAGGUACUCGUAGCCGUCGCACUACGUGGUACUUGUAUACGUAUAUUAUAUGAUAUAAAUAUUAUAUUUGUGAAAUCGUAUAUCACCACUCACAAGCAAAAUUCGCAGACGCACGCGCGUAGAAUUUAAUCUUAUUAUGAUACGAAGACAAUAAUAAUAAUAAUAUAAUAUAAUAAAAUAUAUACCUACAACUACUCGCUCGCCAUUAAGCUACCUAUAUGUAGUAUACUAGUAAUAUUAUGUAUAUUUUAUUAUAUUAUGAUAUAAAAUAUAAUAUAUGUGUACAGUCAUCAAAUGCCGCUGCCAUUGCAGCGAAAUGAACGUAUUAUGAUGCGCAUCCUGUAAUUAUAUUAGUCAACGUAUUGCAAGAACGCCGCCGCCCGUCCUGGCUGGGAUACCUCCAAUAAUAUAGUGGUCACGCCUUUGUACGGCGUUUUAUUUUAACGAUACAUUUUACGUACAACAUACAAUAUACAUGAUAAUAACUAUAUGUAUACGACCUCAAGAACAACGUAUAUAUAUAUAUAUAUAUUAUAUGCAUACCUACU
Messenger RNA from Rhopalosiphum maidis (corn leaf aphid), 4368 nucleotides. It is a transcript of the gene Shab, whose product is annotated as potassium voltage-gated channel protein Shab. Gene Ontology annotation, cellular component: voltage-gated potassium channel complex; membrane. The transcript is spliced from 10 exons. The record is from RefSeq and is a predicted model, not a curated record. Bases 672 to 3833 code for a protein of 1053 amino acids. Gene Ontology annotation, biological process: potassium ion transmembrane transport; protein homooligomerization. Gene Ontology annotation, molecular function: protein binding; delayed rectifier potassium channel activity. NCBI's taxonomy places the organism in Eukaryota, Metazoa, Arthropoda, Insecta, Hemiptera, Aphididae.